Molecule: messenger RNA, 1454 nt
Organism: Phlebotomus argentipes
Lineage: Eukaryota; Metazoa; Arthropoda; Insecta; Diptera; Psychodidae
Product: zinc finger protein 311-like
Exons: 4
Coding region: 35-1411 (458 amino acids)
Biological process (GO): regulation of transcription by RNA polymerase II
Cellular component (GO): nucleus
Molecular function (GO): DNA-binding transcription activator activity, RNA polymerase II-specific; zinc ion binding; RNA polymerase II cis-regulatory region sequence-specific DNA binding
Source: RefSeq, a predicted model, not a curated record
CAGUUCGCACUUGCGAGUGAUUUUAUUAAGAAAAAUGCUGGGUAAUUGGAAAAAUUGGUGUCGUUUAUGUGCAAAAAUUGACUCUGCAACAGAUGAAAGUGUAAAUAAAAGAAAAUCUUCAGGAGAACUUCUGGAAAUUGCCAAUAAAUACUUCACGGUUUCGUUGCCUGAGGAAAACUUGCUUAUCUGCGAUGAUUGCUCAAAUUUCCUGCUGAAGCUAGAGAACUUCGAAGAGCGUUGCCUGAAGGUGGAUAUAAUGCUAAAGGAGAUUAGUGAAGAUCAAAAUAUGCAAGAAUCUAAUCUUCAGGCCAUGCGCAUAAAGUAUGGUUUUGAUGUGCCAGAAGAAAAAUAUCAGAUUCAACUGUUAGAGAUCCGGAAAGAAGAGGAUGACUUCUCUGACGAUGUGUACUCGGAUCCUCUCGAUCAGGAUAUUAUAAAAACGAGGGAAACAGUUGUUGUGAAGAUGGAAACCCCCGAAGAGGAAGAUUCAGAGAGCCUCAAGAAGCGUGGUCGUCCUAAGAAAUUAAGAGAGUCCAUUAAGAGAAAACUGCAGGAACAAGAAGACAUCGAGUCUCCGAAGAAGAGGAAAAGAAUGUGGAAGGGAGACGGCGAGAAGAAGCACAUUUGUUCCUAUUGUUCGAAAGCUUUCAGCCGGCAAAACGUGAUGAAGGAUCACAUCUUGACGAAGCACCGCAAGCAGGACAUGAUUCACGCUUGCUCGCAGUGCCCGAAGAGAUUCGCCACCAGCUACAGAUUACGACUCCACGAGGCCACACACUUGCCGGACGCCGAGAAACUCGUGCAUCCUUGUCCGUUCUGCGACAAGAAAUUCAGCCAGAAAGUCGGCGCCGAAGUGCACAUCAACGCCAUGCACUUGGGCGAGAAGUCCUUCACCUGCGAAGAGUGCGGAAAGUCUUUCAGCACGAAAGGUGCUCUGACAGAGCAUAAAAUCACCCACACGGAUGAGCGUCCUUGUCAGUGCUCAUUCUGUCCGAAGAAGUUCAAGAAUCAGCGGCAGCUGAAGCAACACGAAAGCAGUCACAAGGAAUCUGGCCACGCUUGUCCGCACUGUGGCUUAAAGCUGAAGAGCAUCGUGACUCUCAGGAUGCAUUUGUUGGUGCAUUCGGACAAAAAGAAGUACAAGUGCAACUAUUGCGGCAAUGAAUAUAAGCGUUCAAAGACAUUUAAGAGUCACUUGAUUCUGCACACCGGCCAGCGCCCGUACGAGUGUCCUUUCUGUGAUAAAACUUUUGCGAAUGGAUCUAAUUGCCGGAGCCACAAGAAAAAAGCGCAUCCAGCCGAGCUUGCGGCUUUAGAAGCUACAGGUAAACAGAAAGUAACGAUUACCCCCAAAUUGAAAUACUUGCAGCCUAAAGUUGCAGAGUUUGCUAAGGAAAAUGAACGACAGUAGAUAUGUUAUUUUUAAGUUAUUGACUAUGAAUAAAGGAUAAUGA